UUCAAGAGAAAACAUAAUCUAAAAAACUUGUCUUUUAUCAAGGUAAAAUGUGUGAAUUGGGCCCUGUCUUGUUCCCAAAGUUUGAUUGGGCGUUGACGGGAAAGUGCGCGAGCUACUCCACCAAUGAUGGCACGUCGUUUCUUGAUUUUCCUGUACCGAAGACUUAUGGAGUGGCUCAUCAUCAGACCAGCUUAGGGGUUUCUGCUUCAUCUGAGGGUAAUGGAAUAGACAACAAUUCGGUCAUGAUCAAGAAGCUUAGUCACAAUGCUAAUGAGCGUAACCGUCGCAAGAAGAUGAACUCUUUGUUCUCAACUCUUCGUUCAUGUCUUCCUGCUUCUGAUCAACUGAAUAAGUUAAGCAUUCCUCAGACGGUUUUGCGGACCGUGAAGUACAUACCGGAUCUGCAAGAGCAAGUGAAGAAGCUAACCCAGAAGAAGGAAGACCUAUUGGUGCGAGCAUUGGGUCAAAGAGACAUGGAAAGUUACGUUAAGCAGCAACCACAAGCGGUUGCUAGUUAUGUCUCCACCGUUUUUGCGACUAAGAAUGGAGACAACGAAGUGAUGGUCCAAAUCUCAUCGUCCAAGAUUCGUAAGUUUUCGAUAUAUAAUGUGUUGAGUGGAUUAGAAGAAGAUGGUUUUGUUGUUGUGGAUGUUUCAUCUUCGAGUUCUCGAGGAGAAAGGCUCUUCUACACUUUGCAUCUUCAAGUAGGCAAGACUGAUAGUAACAAGAUAAUUUGCGAGGAGUUAAGUCAAAAGAUAUUGUACUUGUAUGAAGAAUGUGGAAACUCGUUCAGAUGAUAUUUUGUGCUUGGUUCUUUUAGUUAUGUUGUCCUUUUUAAUUUACAUAAAUCUUCUUGGCCAAUUUGUUGUAAUCGAGUUGCUCUAUUUUGGCCGAAGUUAGUGGUCGACUAC
This is a messenger RNA of Brassica oleracea var. oleracea, 911 nucleotides long. Its product is annotated as transcription factor ORG2-like. The transcript has 2 exons. NCBI's taxonomy places the organism in Eukaryota, Viridiplantae, Streptophyta, Magnoliopsida, Brassicales, Brassicaceae. Gene Ontology annotation, biological process: regulation of transcription by RNA polymerase II. Gene Ontology annotation, molecular function: RNA polymerase II transcription regulatory region sequence-specific DNA binding; protein dimerization activity; DNA-binding transcription factor activity, RNA polymerase II-specific. The record is from RefSeq and is a predicted model, not a curated record. Gene Ontology annotation, cellular component: RNA polymerase II transcription regulator complex. Bases 48 to 797 code for a protein of 249 amino acids.